Molecule: messenger RNA, 12669 nt
Organism: Lagopus leucura (white-tailed ptarmigan)
Lineage: Eukaryota; Metazoa; Chordata; Aves; Galliformes; Phasianidae
Gene: NAV2
Product: neuron navigator 2
Exons: 41
Coding region: 3403-10575 (2390 amino acids)
Biological process (GO): neurogenesis; nervous system development
Molecular function (GO): protein binding; ATP hydrolysis activity; ATP binding
Source: RefSeq, a predicted model, not a curated record
AAUUGGUGUCUUAUACUUCAGUUUCUCCCCUCUGUUGACAGUCACUGGAUUGAAAAAUCUCCCUUGUUUCUAAUAUUGACAUGGGGAACUUAAAUAUUUUAAUUUUUUUAACAUGAUUUUGUACAUCCUAAUGAGAGUUUGAAAGACUGAUUUUGCUUAUAACUGGUUCUUUAAAAAUGUCCUCUGUACAAGACUUCAGUGUCACGUGUGUUGUUUGGUAGUUGUGUACAACUCGGUUCAACCGACUUUUCUCAUAUUGAGCAGUAAUUCAAUAGUAAGGCUUUAAGGUUAACAAGAAGUUCGAGGACACCAAAUGUUGCGAAGACUACAUGCUUUGGAAGUAAAAACUCCAGAGUUUCCUUCAGAGUUUAUUAUCAAUUUGGCUCAUUCUCUGAGAAGCUUUGCUUCCAGCCUCGAAUAUGUGUCAGUGCACCAGAACUGCCCAGUGCUGUUGGGGCUUAUGGAGCUGUGAUAGACUGUGAUGCUACAUUUGGAGACUCCUGUGUAUUUUCUUGUAAAAGUGAGGUGGGUAAUAACAGACCUUGGUGUAACCUGUCUCCUCACAUUGGACAGCUUUGAGUGAACAUGAACAUAACAACUUACCCCUUCAAAGCUAUUAGAAAUAAAGGAAUAGCUUGAUCUACUUCUUUAUCCUGAAUAGACUUUAACUGUGGGCCCUUCCCCUAAAGCAUGUGAUCCCAUUUCAUCAUUUUUUUUUCUUUGUUUUGACUCUUCAUGAGCCAUCUCGUCUGUCAUUAUGUUUUGCUUUAUUUUAUAUUUCCUUGAAGCCUUUCUGCCCCAGUACUGUACACAACAUUCCAGGAGCAUCAGUAGUAGCACCACCACUAAUUUCACAGGUAGUGAUGUGAGAACCACUAUCACUGAGCAGCAUUCCUCGUCCUUUGUCCCCACAUGCCCCACACUGCCUCACUUUGUCCCCUUAAAGGUUGCUGUGGUCUGGUUGCCCUGGCACAAUGCUGGAAGCUUACAAUGAUCCUCUAUAGCUGCUUCAUCCCUUUCUUUUUCUCUGCAUGGUUCUCUGCCAUCGCCUCUGUGGUGGUGCUGGUUUUCCCCACUGAGUAAGCAUUGUCUGUGUUCCAUACUUCAUGUUUUAGUUUGUGUUGUCUGCAUUGAAACAAAAAUAACCAGAUGGUAUAUAUCCACCACUGGGCUUAAUUAGCCGCUUUAAAUUAUUUCAGAUUACUGAUGUUCCCUAAGUGGUUUAGAGAUGCCAUUUUUAUGCCUUCCUGCUAAGUUGUGAAGGACUGGGUGAUCUCUGCCUUGCCUCUGCCCUGCGAAAUGAGUUCAGCCAAAUGUAUCAUUCAGGUUCUAUAAACUUGCAGCCAGUGUGGGCUGACAAAUCUUGUUGCCUAGACCUACACAAGAGGUUGUUUGACAUAAUCUGGCGGUUAAAAAAAACAUUUUUCUUUUUCCUAGUGCAGAGACAGUUUUAUUUAGGGAAUGCAGGGGCUCGGUUAUGCAUGCAAGCGUUUCAGCAUUUCUGUGUCCCAGGCAAUGGCCUUUUACUGAAAAGAUGUAUCCCCAGUAGAUGAAGAACAUCAACUGAGACAAAUUCGUAAAAAUGCCGUCUUGUUUUUCAAGGCUACCAGAGGCCAUUAUAAUCCAAAGCUGCAUAGCACCAUGUGCAAAAACCCUGCAGCCAUGGGGUAAGAAGGCAGCUGACUGCAGACAAGUGUCUGUUUUUUAAUGAGGAUUAGUUAAGGUAGAGUUGUCAUAAAGUGAUGGCCUUGAAAAUAUGUUACUUUCUUUUACGAGAAUGUUAGGUGUGAGGUUAAGGUGUGGUUUCAUCAGUCCUCCUCCACCUUUUUAUCUGUCUCCCCCAUAUCUCUCACAGUAGCUUAGUCAGCAGCAUUUUCUUGCUUCGUUGGUUUUGAAAAGGACUUGCUGCUCCCUGCUGUCAGAUUAUGUCCAGGAGACUGUCUCAGGUCAACAGUCAUAAGACAUUCUUUGCUCAAUUCUUUUCCCAGCCUAGAAAAUGAAAGAAAACAAGAAAAAAACAACACCCAAAAAAACAGAAAUUGGGGAGUGGGGAAGGGAGGCAUGGUCUAAGUUACCUGGUCUCUGUAUGCAGUUCCCAUAAAGAAGGUGGUUCUACAGUGGAUGUCUGAGUUCCUUGAGUCUGCUUGGCCAGUCUGGGACACCUGAGAGAGCAGAACUUCUAGCAUCAGUUGUAUUUUAGAACAGGUAUUUGAACUUGGUAGUGCCAGUAUCAUGGAAAUACUUAAACUGUAAUUAAGCAUUCACUGUCUGAGUGAGUAAUACAAGCAAAGGCAAUCCACAUUUACCAUCUCCCUUACAAAUAUGGGAUAACAAUGAUGCCAGUGUUAGUAGUAAAUGAGUAGAUACGUAAAAUGUGGAAUUAGUUUGGAUUUGAAUGUGUAGCAUGAAAAAAGAAAGGUGUUACUCACUGUUUUUAAGCUGUAACUCUGAUCUUCACAGUAUCUAAAUGUUUGGAUUUAUAAAUUUGGUAAAAACUCUUUGUUGUUUACAGACAGCACAGGAAGAACGUGUUGCAAGCUGAAAAAGGAAACUCAGACAGUUUAUAAGCCACUGCUGUCAUGAGGAUAGAACUGGCCAUCCUUGGGCUUCCUUACACAUUUCCUUUUGGAUUAGACAUUAUUUGGAGAUGUGGAGUUUGAGCACCCACGCUUCUGUGGUCUAAGGGAAGAAUUCAACGCUGGAACACUCCAAAGAUACCUCCAUGCAUUGAAACAAAGUAACUGCAGCUGAGACCUGAGAUUGUUCCAUCUUCAGUGCUUCUAGGUCUGGAUUAAAGAGUCUGCUGAGCUGAUGCAGGAGGCCAUGGUCUUCUGAGCUCUGUUAGACUGGGGUGUUUGUUUGAAUACAUAGAAGAAGAUGAUGACAAGCGUGCCUGGACAAUUUUACGUAAUUAACACCUGCUAGAUGUGCAAAAGGCAAUUAUUGCUGUGAAGUGUUUACAUUGAUUUAUGGGAGGAAGGUGGCCCAAGAGAGGGAUGCUGAUAAUAUCAACCCAGUGGAUUAAAUGCACAUUUACACCUUUAUUGACAUAUAAAUUAUCCAUGCCAGGAAUGCACUGAAACGGCUGCUGAUGGGGCAAUAAUGUGGCACAAAGUACUGGGUUUGGAUUCAGCUCUGUCAUCCUUCUGUAAGGCACAGCAACGGGAUUCUGCAUCUGAGCUCAAGUAGGGAACAGAGGCUUACAGACUGGCUGUCUGUUAGGAUAAUGAGCAGUGAUGGCAAGUGAGAACUUGGAAGGAUGAUAAAAAACGUGGCUGAGGUCUGAAGGAGUACUCUUGCUUUUUUUUUUUUUUCAAAUGACUUUAAGGUUUUUGUUGUUGUUCAUACUAUGGAUUUUUAGAGAAAGCUGAAAGAGGCCGGAGGAGUGUUUGUAGCUGGGAAAUGGAACCUGGCUCUGAAUCCAGCCAGCAUCAGAAGAGAAAGCCAGUGACACAUGGACUGGAAGAUCAAAAAAGGAUUUACACGGAUUGGGCUAAUCACUAUCUGGCAAAAUCUGGCCAUAAGAGAUUGAUAAAGGAUCUGCAGCAAGAUGUGACCGAUGGAGUCUUAUUAGCUGAAAUAAUCCAGGUUGUAGCAAAUGAAAAGAUUGAAGACAUCAAUGGCUGCCCAAAAAACAGAUCUCAAAUGAUUGAAAACAUAGAUGCAUGCCUGAGUUUCCUGGCUGCUAAGGGGAUUAACAUACAGGGGCUGUCAGCAGAAGAAAUCCGGAAUGGGAAUCUAAAGGCCAUCCUGGGCCUCUUCUUCAGUUUGUCUCGAUACAAGCAACAGCAGCAGCAGCCACAGAAACAGACAGCACAGCACCAUCUGUCCCAGCCAGCUCCCUCUGUGUCCCUGCAAGCAGGGCCUGCAUCUCAGGGCCAGGCUGGGCCGCAGCAGCAGCAAGUGCCAGCUUCGCUCCAAACUCAGUGCCAACAGCCCCAGCAAGCUGUACAGCAUCCGUUCAAAGCACAACCAGAAAUGCAGUCAAGUGCAUCUCCCAGGGACUCAUCUCAAAGCAAAAUCAUCCGAUUCACUCUUGGUCAGAAAAAGUCUUCUAGGCUGCCAGGCCCGACCACGAGGGUGUCCACUGCAGGCAGUGAGACAAAAACUCGUGGUGCUGUCAGUACCAACAAUCGCCGCAGCCAGAGCUUUAACAAUUAUGACAAGUCCAAGCCUGGAGUUCUUCUUCCAGCAUCCACAAGUUGCAAUGAAAAAGAGCCUGCAGACAGUACAGCCUUCCAGCCCACAGGAAUGAAUGAAAAUGUAUCAUCCUCAGUUCAAAGCUGCAGCGGUACUACUGGUUGCAAUAACUCCUCGGCCAUCCCUCAGCCCAGCUCUGCUAUUAAGCCUUGGCGCAGCAAGUCCCUCAGUGCUAAGCACACAGCGACGUCUUCCAUACUAUCCGUAAAGCAGCCCGUACCAGAGCCUCCAAAACCACCCUCAGAAGUCGUCAAAACAACUCCCAAUGGCCAAAAAUCCAUGCUGGAAAAGUUGAAACUCUUCAACAGCAAAGGAGGCUCCAAAGCAGGGGGGACGACGCUUGAGUGUUCCACAUCUCGUGACAGCAGUUGUGAAAAGCUAGAGAUACUUCCCAGCUUUGAGGAGAGCGAAGAAAUCGAUGCCACAAAUCAGAAUGUGAGCAAUCCAGGAUCAAUGUCCAGUAGCCCCAAAAUUGCACUCAAGGGAAUCGCACAAAGGACUUUCAGCCGGGCACUGACUAACAAGAAAAGUUCUCCCAAGGGUAAUGAGAAGGAGAAAGAGAAACAGAAGGAGAAAGAAAAGGAUAAAAGUAAAGACACGGGAAAAAGAACAUCUAUGACCGAAAAGCUGGGUGUGAAAGAGGAACCAAAAGAAGAGCAGACAGUGCUAGCAACAGCAGAGAUGCCAAAAAAGUCCUCAAAGAUUGCAAGCUUUAUUCCAAAAGGAGGAAAGCUGAACAGUGCCAAGAAGGAGGCCUCGGCCCCUUUGCACAGUGGAAUACCAAAACCAGGAAUGAAAAACACUGCAGGGAAAUCCUCAAGUGCCCCAGUUUCUACAAAAGAAAGUGAGAGGAGCCGCAGUGGGAAACCUGGCUCGGGACUCUCGCAUCAGAAGUCUCAGCUAGACAGCAGGAAUUCCAGUUCCUCUUCAAGCUUAGCCUCUUCUGAAGGAAAAGGCAUCGGAAGCCUCAACAGCAGCAACAGCAGCCAGUCUGUCAGCGGGCCGGCCACCACACACAGCACGGGAAGCAACACCGUCAGUGUUCAGCUACCUCAGCCCCAGCAGCAAUACAGUCACCCGAACACGGCCACAGUAGCUCCGUUCAUGUACAGAUCCCAGACAGAGAAUGAAGGAAAUGUAACAGCUGAGGCCAGCACAGGAGGGGUCAGCAUGGAUCCUACUCUCUAUGUCAAAACUGGACAGCCUGGUCUCGAAGACCUCUCAGGAGAGGAUCCAGAAACUCGGCGAUUACGAACUGUGAAAAACAUUGCCGAUCUUCGACAGAACUUGGAGGAAACAAUGUCCAGCUUGCGGGGAACCCAGGUCACUCACAGCACCUUGGAAACGACAUUUGACACCAACGUGACCACCGAGAUCAGCGGUCGCAGCAUUCUCAGCUUGACGGGACGACCCACCCCUUUGUCAUGGAGACUGGGGCAGUCCAGCCCCCGCCUGCAGGCAGGUGAUGCUCCGUCCUUGGGGAACGGCUAUCCUCCCAGAGGGAACGCCAGCCGCUUCAUCAACACAGAAUCAGGACGUUACAUGUAUUCAGCACCUUUGCGCAGACAGCUGGCAUCCCGCGGUAGCAGCGUCUGCCAUGUGGACAUCUCAGACAAAGGAAGUGAUGAAAUAGAUUUGGAAGGCAUCACCAUGGAUGCCACCGGCUACAUGAGUGAUGGAGAUGUGCUGGGCAAGAAUAUCAGGACUGACGAUAUCACCAGUGGGUAUAUGACAGAUGGUGGCUUGGGCCUCUACACGCGAAGGCUAAACCGGCUGCCUGAUGGCAUGGCUGCAGUGCGGGAGACCAUGCAGCGCAACACGUCCCUGGGACUUGGAGAUGCUGACAGCUGGGAUGACAGCAGCUCUGUCAGCAGUGGAAUCAGUGACACCAUAGAUAAUCUCAGCACUGAUGACAUUAAUACCAGCUCCUCUAUCAGCUCUUACGCCAACACACCUGCCUCCUCCCGUAAAAACUUAGAUGCACAGACUGAUGCAGAAAAGCAUUCCCAGGUCGAGCGGAAUUCCUUAUGGUCCAGCGAUGAAGUCAAGAAAUCAGAUGGAGGAUCCGACAGUGGCAUAAAAAUGGAGCAAGGAUCCAAAUGGAGGAGGAAUCCAUCUGAUGUGUCUGAUGAAUCUGAUAAAAGCACUUCUGGUAGGAAGAACGCUGUUAUUUCGCAGACGGGUUCCUGGCGACGGGGCAUGUCGGCUCAGGUUGGCAUUACCACACCAAGGACUAAACCUUCAACCACCUCGGGCACAUUAAAGACACCUGGAACAGGGAAAACUGAUGACGCCAAGGUAUCAGAGAAGGGUAGACUAUCUCCUAAGGCUGGACAUGUUAAACGUUCCCCAUCAGAUGCAGGACGCAGCAGUGGUGAUGAAUCCAAAAAGCUUCCCACAAGUAACUCUAGAGCAACUGCUGCUAAUGCUAAUGCAUUCGGAUUUAAGAAACAGAGCGGGUCAGCCGUAGGCAUGACCAUAAUUACUGCCAGUGGGGCAACUAUCACCAGCAGAUCAGCUACUCUGGGAAAAAUUCCAAAGUCGUCCGGACUCAUGGGUAGAACCGCUGGUCGGAAGACUAGUGUUGAUGGCUCACAGAACCAGGAUGAUGGCUACUUAGCGCUCAGUGCUCGAACUAACCUUCAGUAUCGUAGUUUACCCAGGCCCAGUAAAUCAAGUAGCAGAAGUGGAGCUGGGAAUAGAUCUAGCACUAGUAGCAUAGACUGCAACAUAAGCAGCAAAUCAGCUGGGUUGCCUGUCCCUAAAAUGAGAGAGCCUGCCAAGGUAAUUCUUGGAAGCUCUCUGCCAGGAUUAGUCAAUCAGACUGAUAAAGAGAAAGGGAUUUCGUCUGACAACGAAAGCGUGGCCUCAUGUAAUUCUGUUAAAGUGAACCCUGCAUCACAGACUGCUUCUAGUGGAGCUCAAAGUACUCACCAGCAAGGAGCCAAGUACCCUGACGUGGCCUCUCCCACUUUGCGCAGACUUUUUGGUGGAAAGCCUAGUAAGCAAGUUCCCAUCACAACAGCAGAAAAUAUGAAAAAUUCAGUAGUUAUCUCCAAUCCUCAUGCUACUAUGAACCAGCAGGGUAAUCUUGAUUCACCAUCUGGCAGUGGUAUACUAAGCAGUGGGGGCAGCAGUCCUCUCUAUAGUAAAAACACAGAUUUGAACCAGUCUCCACUAGCUUCUAGUCCCAGUUCUGCACAUUCAGCUCCUUCCAACAGUUUAACUUGGGGCACCAACGCAAGUAGCUCUUCAGCUGUUAGCAAGGAUGGCAUUGGCUAUCAGUCUGUCAGCAGUCUUCAUACCAGCUGUGAAUCCAUUGAUAUCUCUCUGAGCAGUGGAGGUGGGCUGAGCCAUAACUCCUCCGGGAGUUUGAUUCCAGCCUCUAAAGAUGAUUCUCUGACUCCCUUUGUCCGAACCAACAGCGUUAAGACCACACUGUCUGAAAGCCCUCUUUCUUCCCCUGCUGCUAGUCCCAAAUUCUGCAGAAAUACUUUGCCCAGGAGACAGGACAGCGACCCACAUCUUGAUAGGAACACUUUGCCUAAGAAGGGACUCAGGUAUACUCCUUCCUCCCAGCUUCGUAGCCAGGAAGAUGCAAAAGAAUGGCUACGGUCGCAUUCAGCAGGGGGGCUCCAGGACACUGCUGGCAAUUCUCCAUUUUCAUCAGGAUCCAGCAUAACAUCGCCUUCUGGAACUAGAUUUAACUUCUCCCAGCUUGCAAGCCCAACCACUGCAGCCCAGAUGAGCCUGUCAAAUCCAACCAUGCUGCGGACUCACAGCCUUUCCAAUGCAGAUGGUCCCUAUGACCCUUACAGUGACACCCGCUUCAGAAACAGCUCCAUGUCCCUGGAUGAGAAGAGCAGAACUAUGAGCCGCUCUGGCUCAUUCCGUGAUGGCUUCGAAGAAGUGCAUGGUUCUUCUCUCUCUUUGGUGUCCAGUACAUCAUCUAUUUAUUCGACACCUGAAGAGAAGUGCCAAUCAGAGAUUCGCAAGCUACGAAGAGAGUUGGAUGCAUCCCAAGAGAAGGUAUCAGCUCUGACAACUCAGCUGACUGCAAAUGCCCACCUUGUGGCAGCAUUUGAGCAGAGUCUGGGAAACAUGACGAUCAGACUGCAGAGCCUCACCAUGACAGCUGAACAAAAGGACUCUGAACUGAAUGAGCUAAGGAAGACUAUUGAACUACUGAAGAAGCAAAAUGCUGCUGCCCAGGCUGCAAUUAAUGGAGUCAUCAACACACCUGAGCUCAACUGCAAAGGAACUGGAGCUGCUCAACCCACAGACCUGCGGAUCCGAAGGCAGCACUCUUCAGAUAGUGUCUCCAGCAUUAACAGUGCUACCAGCCACUCUAGCGUGGGAAGCAACAUAGAGAGUGAUUCAAAGAAAAAGAAGAGGAAGAACUGGGUCAAUGAGUUACGCAGCUCCUUCAAGCAAGCUUUUGGUAAAAAGAAAUCUCCCAAGUCAGCAUCUUCUCAUUCAGAUAUUGAGGAGAUGACAGAUUCUUCAUUGCCUUCAUCACCAAAGCUGCCACACCAUAAUUCUACUGUUUCUACACCAUUGCUGAGAGCUUCUCAUUCCAAUUCUCUUAUUUCUGAAUGCACAGACAGUGAAGCUGAAACAGUCAUGCAGUUACGCAAUGAACUAAGAGACAAGGAGAUGAAGUUGACUGACAUUCGUCUAGAAGCCCUUAGCUCUGCUCAUCAGCUCGACCAGCUUCGGGAGGCAAUGAACAGAAUGCAGAGUGAAAUCGAGAAGUUAAAAGCAGAAAAUGAUCGACUGAAAUCUGAAAACCAUGGCAGCUGCAGCAGGGCUCAGUCUCAGGCUUCCAUUUCUUCCUCUCCAAGGCAUUCAGUGGGUCUCUCUCAACACAGUUUGAACCUCAUGGAGUCAUCUAGUCUCGACAUGCUGUUAGAUGACACUGGUGAUGGCUCUGCCCGCAAGGAAGGAGGCAGACAUGUCAAAAUAGUUGUCAGCUUUCAGGAUGAAAUGAAAUGGAAGGAGGAUUCAAGGCCUCGCUCCUUCCUCAUAGGCUGCAUUGGAGUGAGUGGGAAGACCAAAUGGGAUGUUCUGGAUGGCGUUGUUAGGCGGUUGUUUAAGGAGUACAUCAUUCAUGUGGAUCCAGUGAGUCAGCUGGGACUGAAUUCAGACAGUGUUCUGGGUUACAGCAUUGGAGAGAUCAAACGCACAAAUAGUGCUGAGACACCUGAGCUGUUGCCCUGUGGCUAUCUGGUUGGAGAAAACAAUACUAUUUCAGUUACCAUCAAAGGCGUCUGCGAAAACAGCUUGGACUGCCUGGUGUUUGAAUCACUGAUCCCAAAGCCCAUCCUGCAGCGCUACGUUUCUCUCCUGCUGGAACACCGGAGGAUUAUCUUGUCUGGCCCCAGUGGCACUGGUAAAACAUACCUAGCAAACAGGCUCUCUGAGUAUAUGGUCCUGCGGGAGGGCAGGGAGCUGGCUGACGGAAUUAUUGCAACCUUCAACGUGGACCAUAAGUCCAGCAAGGAACUCCGCCAAUACCUGUCCAACCUAGCAGACCAGUGUAAUAGUGAAAAUAAUGCUGUAGAUAUGCCUCUUGUAAUCAUUUUGGACAACUUGCAUCAUGUUAGCUCCCUAGGAGAGAUCUUCAACGGACUUCUAAAUUGCAAGUACCACAAAUGUCCGUAUAUUAUUGGCACAAUGAACCAAGCCACCUCCUCAACACCGAAUCUUCAACUUCACCAUAAUUUCAGAUGGGUGCUAUGUGCUAACCACACUGAGCCAGUCAAGGGCUUUCUUGGCCGUUUCCUGAGAAGAAAAUUGAUUGAAACAGAAAUCAGCAGCAGAAUGAGAAAUGCAGAGCUGGUUAAAAUUAUUGAUUGGAUUCCUAAGGUCUGGCAACAUUUGAACAAGUUCUUGGAGGCCCACAGCUCCUCCGAUGUUACUAUUGGUCCACGGCUCUUCCUCUCUUGUCCAAUAGAUGUAGAUGGUUCAAGAGUUUGGUUUACUGACUUGUGGAACUACUCCAUCAUCCCAUACCUGCUGGAGGCAGUCAGAGAAGGGCUGCAGCUGUACGGGAGGAGAGCUCCCUGGGAGGACCCUGCCAAAUGGGUAAUGGACACGUACCCAUGGGCAGCCACCCCACAGCACCACGAGUGGCCUCCUCUGCUACAGCUGCGACCUGAGGACGUGGGGUUUGAUGGCUACUCCUUGUCACGGGAAGGCUCAACCAGCAAGCAAGUUCCAGUGAGUGAUGCUGAAGGAGAUCCACUGAUGAACAUGCUAAUGAGACUGCAGGAAGCAGCCAACUACUCAAGUCCCCAGAGUUAUGACAGUGACUCUAACAGCAACAGCCAUCACGAUGACAUUCUCGAUUCAUCUCUGGAGUCAACGUUGUGAUCUUCAUCGGAUAGAAAUAGGGCAUUUCCAUGAUUGCUGUCCCACUUGAUGAGAAUCCCAAUCAGAAACUCAUGAAAGGAACGUGUUCCUGGGCUGGGCUGGUAUCUCAGUAUUAGAGCUGCAAUAACAAGAAGACACUUAGAGUCAGUCUUGAACCUGGGUGCAGGCAACCCAAGCAACCUUUGUAUUGUUUUUCUUCUUACAACGAUAAGAGCUGCACUAUUCCUUUGUUUUCUUCUGUUUAGUUGCUGUAAGCUCUCAUGCCUAAGAUACUGAAGAUGCUAAAAAUAGUCAUCGUUACUAAAAGAAAAAACAGUUAAAGGGGGUGGAUUUCACAACUAUGAAGCAAACAGCUUUGUGCCAUGUAGAGAAGGAGAGGGGAGAGGAAAUUUUUGCCUAUGCUGCUUUUGACCAAACACAUUUAGGUGAGGGCUGGACUUUUACCAAUCAGCUUUGCAGAUUAAACUCAGCUUUGUAUAGUUCUGGUGCUAUAACAAUACUGCUUGCCUUGGUAUAAUACUCCAUAAAGGCAAAGCUGCUAAACAGGGAAGUUUAAAUAACUAUAAUAAAAGGGGGGGAGGGGGGAAGAAUGAAAAGAAAAAACACUGCUCUCCUUGCCAGUCUGAGACCUUGGCUUUCUUUUGUUAUGUGUUUGUAAAGAUAGACAUAUAUAUAAAUAGGAAUAUAUAAAAGUAUAUAUACAGUCUGAACAAAUCAGGUUUUUUCCAGCACUGUGUAACCAUCAGUCCUACUACUGGUUAACUAUCAGGUGGCCCUCUGCUGGGCAGGGCCCAGUUCUCCUCCACAUCCUUCUGUGAUGCUCAGUUGACUUCAGCUGGGGGGAGUUUCCCUCUUCUGCAGAAGUCAGCACAAGUCCUACAGCUCUACAGGACCUGAGGGAGCACAGGGGCAUCCCGUGAGCCCUGUGUGCGCAGGGUAGGUAGCUACACCCCUGAAGGGAUGGUCAGACUUUCAGUUCUUAAUUCGUGCCAUGAAACGUUACAGCAGUUUUCUAAAAAUGUUGGGUUUUGUUCAGGGUUUUUGUUCCUGUCAGCACAACCAUGAAUGGAUUAAUUACAACUCAGCUCUGUGACAGUUCCAAGUGCUACUGUGAUGACCAUGUUUCCUCCCAUGGCUUUUCUUUUUAACUGCAAAAAAAAAAAAAAAAAUAGUAUUCUAGCAGGAAGGAAGGUACUGUGUCUUUUGAGUUUACCCAGGCCAUGCUUUUGAGUUUUGGCAGAGCUGUGAACCUGGUUUUAUUUCUCCUCCUCUCCGAAUAUGCACACCUAUGCUCUCAGCGUUAAGGCUUUGUACUUCUGUUGGGGAACAGGAGCACCUCACCAAGAAUUGCACUUUCCUCUCCGUGGAAGCUGACGCUCACACCAGCAGCCCCACCAAGCCAGCUGCACUGGGCUGUACCUCAACACAACACCAUUCCUCACUGUUGGCCUGUACGAGCCUUCCCAGCUAUCUUUUGGUGCUGAAUUUUGAAGCGAUGCCUUAUUUUGUACUAAUUUUUUUUUUAUUAUUAAAUUAGUGCUGUAUAUUCUGGGAUUUUAUUUAAAUAAACAGGGCUAAGUCAUCUCUUGGAAUAUUGUACAUUGCUGUGAAUAUGGUUUGGACAAGACACUAGAAUUGGUCGCAAUGUGACAAAGAGAAAGGAGGGGAAUGAUAACUUUUCAGGUUCAUAUCAAUCUGCAGCUAUAAGUCCUUGAAGAGCUCUUUUAUCCAUGCAGGAAAAGAAAAAAAAAAAAAGAUUUUCAACUAGAAUAAAUGCUGUCACUAUUAAAUUACAGAAAUGUGCUGGUGUUUGUCAAUGUACAGAAAGAAAACUCAUUAUGAACACUUCUUUAGGAGCCUGUUAAUCCGUCUGGGUUUAAAGUAAUGAAAGAGACAAGUUCAUGCUCCUGGGACUCAGUUGGAGAGGAUAGCUUGAUGAUACCUCAUUACUUCCUGUAACAUACCUGUGCUUACGUUGUCUUACUGAGCUGGUCUUGAAUCUGCUCCUGUUACAACUUCUAAGUGCUGAUGACUCUUUUUUUAAUUAUUAUUUUAAAGAAAAGUAUUGUAAAAGAAAAAUUAAAAUAUUUUAAU